Molecule: messenger RNA, 969 nt
Organism: Rotaria socialis
Lineage: Eukaryota; Metazoa; Rotifera; Eurotatoria; Philodinida; Philodinidae
Source: the annotation of a GenBank genome assembly
AUGGCUAAUCUUCCAUGGAUUGAAAAAUAUCGACCGGCCACACUCGAUGAACUUGUUUCUCAUAAAGAUAUUAUCGAUACAAUCAGACGUUAUAUAUCACUUGGUGAAUUACCACAUCUACUUUUCUAUGGACCAGCUGGCACAGGAAAAACAAGUACUAUUUUGGCAUUAGCUAAACAAAUGUAUACGCCAACAGAAAUGCGUGGUUGUGUACUUGAAUUAAAUGCAUCUGAUGAUCGAGGCAUUGGAAUAGUACGUGAUGAAAUUCAAACAUUUGUUAGUACACAAACUCUUCAUAAGAAAGGUAUUAAAUUGAUUAUUCUCGAUGAAGCUGAUGCUAUGACGAACGAUGCUCAAAAUGCUCUUCGGCGAAUUAUUGAACAAUAUACAGCUACGGCUCGUUUCUGUUUUAUUUGCAAUUAUUUAUCAAAAAUAAUUCCAGCUGUACAAUCACGUUGUACACGCUUUCGCUUUGGUCCUCUAUCGAAUGAACAAAUGAUGCCUCGAUUAGAACAUGUUAUCGAAAAAGAACAAGUGCAAAUUGAACCCGAGGGUAAAAAAGCAAUCCUUCAAUUAGCUAAUGGUGAUAUGCGACGAGCAUUAAAUAUUCUGCAGAGUUCUCAUAUGGCAUCUGGUUUAGUGACAGAAACUUCGGUAUACGAAUGUGUUGGUCAUCCAUCAAAAAAUGAUAUCAAAACAAUGAUAAAUGUAUUACUGAAUGAAAAUUUUACAGUUGCUUCACAAAGAUUAUCGGCAUUAAAAACGAUUAAAGGUUAUGCACUAGCAGAUAUUCUUACUGAACUUCAUCGAUAUGUUCAUAGAAUCGAUUUUCCUCGUGAUAUUCGUAUACAUCUUCUGAUUAAAAUGGCUGAUAUUGAAAAUCGUUUAGCAAAUGGUGCUACAGAAAAGCUACAACUUAGUGCACUUAUAUCUGCUUUUCAAAAAGCUCGUCAAGUUGAAAGUUCAUAA